GUUCACGGAGCCGCUCUGACUGACUGUUGAACUCUAGCAGAGACACAGAGGGAAAAGUUGCUAAAGAUGCACUGAAACCUAGAAAACUGAGCAGUAACCAGACUCCAGUCCUCUGCGGCGGAACACAGGCUUUACUGUUACACCAAGUAUGAGGAACACGAGACCGACGCAACGGUCCAGACUGUUCUUCAGAGAUGACUGAAGCAAAGAAGGACUUUCAGCCCCCAUUUUAAAGCCAAAUACAGUUUAUUUAUUUGAUUUUGUUCUAAUUCAUUGGUGUCCAUCACACCGUGAGCACACCCCAGCAGCUGGGAACCAUGUCUUUUCUGAUCAAAAAGAAGAAGUUUAAGUUUCAAGUGCACUUUACAUUGGAGGAGCUGACAGCAGUGCCUUUUGUCAACGGAGUGCUUUUCUGCAAGAUCCGGCUGAUUGAUGGAGGGGACUUUGCCAUUCUCUCAUCCAGGGAGGAGGUGCAGCAGAACUGUGUUCGAUGGAGGAAGAAGUUCUCCUUCGUAUGUAAAAUGAGUGCUAAUCCAAUCACUGGAGUGUUGGACCCCUGCAUCUGCCGGGUCUCUGUACGAAAGGAGCUCAAAGGAGGAAAGACCUUCUCAAAGUUAGGUUUUGCUGAUCUCAACAUUGCAGAGUUUGCUGGUUCAGGCUCCACAGUGCGCUGCUGCAUCCUGGAGGGUUACGACACCAAAAACACUCGACAGGACAACUCUAUCCUAAAGGUAAUAAUUGGGAUGACUCUCCUGUCCGGGGAUCCCUGCUUUAAAACGCCUCCCAGCACAGCUAAAUCAGUCUCCGUUGGGGACGAGGACCCCACCCUGCAGCUGGACUGUAAGGGUGAGAGCACUGACUCAACAGUGACGCCGCGAGGAGGCAUCAUGGAGGGUCCUCGCACCUUCAAACCCAGACAGUCAUCAGUACGCAGCUCAGGGCUUCCUGAGGAGGGAGAGGGUGUGCCCAGCCCAGAUGAUGUCUUCCACACAGGUCAUUUCCGCAGCUCCAGCUAUGCCAGCCAGCACAGCAAGAUCUCAGGUCAGAGAGCUUCCUCAGGCUACAGCACAGCUCACUCUCGCAGCUCCAGCCUGACUGACCUCAGUCACCAGAGGAACGCCUCCUCCAGCAGCAGUGUCUCCUGUGGCCUCACCCAGCCCACCCAGCUACCUCCCUCCACCCCCACCGAGCUGCACCGACAAGCAACUCCCACUAAACCAGAGAGACCUCCUCUGCCCUCUGCAGCAGCCCUCAUGUCCAACAGAUCCUCCAGGAGAAAGAAGGACACGGUGCAGAGGCAGCACAGCUGCGUGGACGACACCCGCAUCGAUGCAGAUGAUAUAGUAGAGAAGAUUGUUCAGAGUCAGAACUUCUCUGACAGCAGCAACAAUGAAGACAGCAACUUGAGACUGUUUGUCAGCAAAGACGGGACCACUGCCCUUAGCGGGACGCAUCUCGCCAACAGGUACACUCGUUUCCUGUUUCGUUUUACCAACUCAUGCUCUAUAUCUAAGUGAUCAUGAUCCUCUAACUGUUGUGUGUUUUCUCAGAGGAACACCUGGUACUUUUGAGCCGGUGGUCAUCGAGACUCACUGACAGACAUGUGAACACGUCUCCAGCCUCGUCAGCUGGUUAGUGAUUCUGUGACAGCGGAUGACUGUACAUGCAUUUUUGUCUCAGUGCACACGGCUUGAAAUAAGACUUCUAUGAUAAAGAUACAGAGCCUUUUUUAAAGUGUAUUUAAUCAGGUGGUGGGAGGUGUGUAACACGUGAUUACUGUAUUUUCCCAAAUAGCAGAUGGGCCCCAAAUACAGACAGAUGCAGGCCUUUACUUUUGUCAUAUACGCAUAACUGAAAAUAUUCUAAUCUGCUCCUGGCUGCUGUGAUAAUUCUCAGUUCUACAGAGGAAGUGCUGACUUUAGUUACAGCAGCAUAAUGUUGACAAAGUAAUCUGAAUGAAUCAACAGCUAGUGAGAAUUGCAGGGCAUGACAGGUAUCAGGAGUACACAGUAUUUAUGCUCAUGCACACCAGUAAGUCAUUUAAAAUUACUUUGAUGCACAAAUCAAAAACUUGCACUCUGGAACUACGGUCAAGUAACUUUAAAAGCAGGAAUUUGAGCUGCUACAAUACUGAAUUUAUUCCCUCAUAUUGAUAUUGUUUGGACAGCAUUACAUUAAUUUCAGUUGUCCUCUCAUUUCACCUUUUUUUUGUUACACUGUGAUGUAACAUUUCAGCAAUACUUGCCACCUUUGACAGCUCAAUUCACUAUCUGUAUGAUACAGAUACCAGUAAUUUGCUUUUUUUAGGCUGUAAAUUAAGUGUCAGAUUCUAUUUGAAAAUUUACGGUAAUACAAAAAUAAUUUCCUCGACAGAACAUUGGAUGUGUGUCAGACCGGUCUCUGGCAUCUUUGCUCACUGACUGGAAGCUAUGACACAAAAACACAAUAAAAUGAUGCACUAUACAUAUUUAAGGUUUGGGUGUACAGGUGUACAAUUGAUUAUUUUAAACUAUUCAAGCAGAUAUGUUGCUGAGGAUCAGAACAGGGACGGCUCACUGACUCAUCAGUUUCCUACAUUUCAAAUCAAAUCACUGACUUCUUCAGUGUUAGGGCUUCACUGUGUGCAAUGCUGAACCUGGGAGCGGUCCGAAACACACCCAGAGACACUUUGACCGGUGCUAGGAGCACAAAUUACUUGAACAGUACCCUAAACACCACUGCAUUGUGGGAAUGGUAGUGCAACACUGUAAUAAAGGUGCAGUCAGGAGAGCCUCGUCAACUUGGAAAACUGAACAUUUCUGACAUUACCCGCUGGAAGUGGUACCUUGCAUUAUUUACCACCGAUCAGUCAAUUAAACCAUUUUUUGUCACUUGAAAUCCAACCUGUGCAACUUUUUUGGUGCUUUUGGAGUAAGAUCCCAACACCAAAAGCCACUUUUACCAUCUGUAUGAUACGCCGCUGGACAGCAUCAAAACCUGGCCAGACAGAACCAUUCAUGGUGUUAGUAUACUCUGGCAGAUGGUCGGAUGGCACGUGUCAUGGCAGCAUGAUACAUGGACAGUCAGGGUCGGUUGAGAAUGUGGCUGGAUGGAACCUACUUGACUGCAUGGUACACUGCUGGCUGGCGUCAGGUUGAAACCCUGCAGGUAACCAUAUAAAAUAAGGAGCAAGAAGGUCCCUAUGGGGUGGGCAGGUCCAACAAACCCAAGACUUUCAUGUAGGAGUCCGGUAUUCACUUCCCGGCUGAAUGUAGUGUUUUUUUUCCACACUUAACUAUGUGCCCCCAUCCUAACCUUCGGUGCUAGCAUGUGCUGUUGUUGAUGUCCCGGCAUUGGUUGCCAUGUGCUUGUGUUGUCUAAACUUAACCACGUGCAGCAUUAUCCCAACAUGUGCUUGUGUUGACAACUUGGGAUGAGAGCGUGUUGUGAAAUCAUGUAAGGUACUAUUCCAGCAAAAUGAACACAUGUCAAACCACUGGUUAAUUCGAUUUUAUCAUGUCAUAAUUAUCUGACUUUACGAGUUGACGAGGACCCACUGAACACAGCACAGGAGCCAUCAGAGGCUCUGACUGAGGACAGACGUCCUUUACAGACUGACUCAAAAUCAGCCUGAAACUGGAACAUAAGCUUUAAUCUUUUUAUUAUAUUUGAUGCUAUUUGAUCACUGUAUAUAUAUGUACUUAAUAUACGUUUUUGCACGUGUAUUCUGUGAGGCGGAUUGUUAGGAACCACUAAAAGGACAUGGAGAUUGCACAGUUUUCUGAAACGACAUAUGACAUGUUCAGUUUUUCUUUAUUCUUUUCCACAUUUCGUUUCAAAGCUCUUGUUAAAAUAAUAAGAUGUAUUUUGGUGAAUCUGUCAGAGCUGCUCGUAUUAGGCAGCACUCAGCAUGCAUUCAUAUGGCUGGCCAUAUGGAACCGUCCAUUCUCUGCACUUACAGGUACUUUGAAUUUGAAUGCUCUUAUAAACUAAGCUGCACAUUAUUAUGCACAGAAUAGCUGAGCCUUGAUUGCAGGUAUGUUAUGAGCAGGACAGGCUCAAAAACAUGUUACAUUAAAACCUGUUUCAUAGAAAAGUUACUGCAUUGAUUGAUUUUAGCUGUGAAGAAGACACAACACAUGACAUAUUAUCAUAUAAAGUUGUUGGUGCUACUGUGUUAGUAGUCACAAGUCAACACCAUCUGUAGGCAGGUUUCUAUUAACCAUCAAACUAUGCAAAAUGAAAUUGUGAAUAUUAAAUAUGGAAAGACGUCAUCUUCAAAAAAAACUCCCAUUUAUCGCAAAAAAAGUUUUUACGCUUACAGGCGAUUCGA
This is a messenger RNA of Plectropomus leopardus (leopard coralgrouper), 4312 nucleotides long. The record is from RefSeq and is a predicted model, not a curated record. Lineage: Eukaryota; Metazoa; Chordata; Actinopteri; Perciformes; Serranidae.